AUGCAGCAGAGCUCCUCUGCUCAGGACCAUGCUGAUCAGGUCCUCCAUGAUCAGCUUCUAGCUGCACAACAACAUCUCCAAUCACAAGGCCAAGAAUCGCGACAGCCACCCUCGCAACAAGGCCACAACAUAGACCCUGCAAUCUCAGGAGGCGCAAUGCUAGCCCCUAACACGCAGGGAUCGUCGUUAGUGCUGCCUCAGGUCUUGUCCGGCGUGCAAGAGGCGGCUGCAGGAAGUGACGCUUCCCGCAAAACAUAUGGAAAGCGCGAAUUAUCGACGUCGAAACGCGCCGAACAGAACCGCGCCGCUCAAAGAGCAUUCCGCCAACGAAAAGAAGGUUACAUCCGCCAACUAGAAGCCCAAGUAAAAGACUACAAAGUCCUCAGCGAAAGCUACAAGGCCCUUCAGGCCGAAAAUUACCAACUACGAGAAUACAUCAUCAGCUUACAAUCUCGUCUGAUUGACUCGCAGAACGAGGUUCCCGCUUUACCAGACAACAUCGACUUGACGCAGCCCCGGCCUGAGCCUCCAUUGGCGGAUUCACAUCAACCCGAGUCCUCUCCUCCUUCGACAUCUUUACCACCACCGCAGCAACAGCAACAACCGCCGCAGUCACAACGACAGCCACAACACACCUUAGCAGCAACACCAACAGCAAUCCCGCCACUAGCACCGCAUCAACAUCCCCAUCAACCGUCAACCGCACCAUCAAAUCCCACAAACGAGGAUCUGGGACAACUAAACCGCAUCGCUGUCGCGGGCCUCGGCAUGCGCAAACACGCCCAUUCCGAUAUCAUCGCCAACAACAAUCAUAAUAGCAACCAAAACAAUAGAGAUCAUUAUCUACCCGAAGAUUCAUAUCCAUGGAAACGACCACGCGGAAACGAUGAUGAUUAUGUGGAUCGGAAUUCGGCGGAGGUGAAGAUCGAGGUUGUUCCUGGGUUGCCUAGUAUGUCUUAA
Messenger RNA from Talaromyces marneffei, 960 nucleotides. RefSeq lists its product as uncharacterized. Gene Ontology annotation, molecular function: transcription cis-regulatory region binding; DNA-binding transcription activator activity, RNA polymerase II-specific. Gene Ontology annotation, cellular component: RNA polymerase II transcription regulator complex. Bases 1 to 960 code for a protein of 319 amino acids. The record is from RefSeq and is a predicted model, not a curated record. The transcript has 4 exons. Lineage: Eukaryota; Fungi; Ascomycota; Eurotiomycetes; Eurotiales; Trichocomaceae.